AGCCCACCACCCCCGGAAUCUUCCUUGUUACCCUUGUUCUCUUCAUUGCGCCAGGUCUUGCAUCUCUGUAAGCCAGUAUUCUGCAUUUUGCUACUAGGUACUUGGACGAGGAUCAUCAUCAACAGAACAAUGGAUACCUUCCAACGCCUUCUAUUUGGCUUCUCCGUCCGCCAGCAGGAAAGCCGCAGGGCCCCGCCUGGCCGGAAGCCAUCUUCUGCAAACCUUUCAAACGAUGUAGUGCCAUCAACAAUUCUGUUGCCUACCCAUAACGAUGUGCAAAAACCUACCAAACUCACUGAAAGUGGGACUUUGCCGUCAGCAGUUCGUAGGCCAGGGAAUGUGUCAGGCGGUAAAUCAGCGAUAGACAAGGCACAAUCGAUGGCAAACCAGUCUGCACCUCACCCUCUGGCACGUAAUCCUGUGUCAAACGCGAAUACUGGAUAUUCGCCAUCUGCUUCAAUCGCCCCUCCGCGAGGAAAUACCAUGCCAAACUCGGACAUCAAAUCUUACAGAACUGGAGCUUCGACCUCUGGCAAUCUCGAUACUCGCCCCUGUGGGCCUGACAGUGGGCCCCGUUUGGCCACCAAACCACCAGCAGUUCCAUCGCCCCUGUAUCGUCAAAACACUGCAACACAGGAAUCUACUCCUGUCCCCCGUGACGUCGCCGGCUUUCAUGAACCCAACGCUGUACCUGGGCUAACCACCCAGCCAUCAAAUUUUGUUACGCCCACGCAUCAGAAUGGCACGUCAGAGGCUGGUGGGAUGCAAGUGCCAGCUUCUGUACAUCGCAAGGAUGCUCGCUCUCGUGAAUCUCACACUGUGCCCAGCCAAACGAUGACGCCACGGACGGUUGCUUCGUCUUUGCGUCGUAAUGGCACUUCGGAUGGUACGACAAAUAUUGGAGCUCAAAUGACAGGUUCCCCGUCACCCAAUAUCCCUGGCCCGCAUGAGCCAGAUCCCGUACUUCGUCAAACCGCCCAGUCGUCGAUGGUUCUGACUUCUGCCUGUACCCUAUAAUGCUCUUGUUCGUGAGCCCGACGCUGCGACCCCUGAAUGCCAAAACUAUAACACAACACAAAUCGAUCCGGCCUGCACGACUAGCGAAGAAUUAUCACUGAAGGAAACGGAGUCCAGCUGUGGUAGUCACUCGCCGACAAAGCAAACAACUGAUCUGCA
Molecule: messenger RNA, 1176 nt
Organism: Pisolithus orientalis
Lineage: Eukaryota; Fungi; Basidiomycota; Agaricomycetes; Boletales; Pisolithaceae
Exons: 4
Coding region: 130-1017 (295 amino acids)
Source: RefSeq, a predicted model, not a curated record